GUGGGGAAAGUUCUGGGUAAGGCAGGAGACCAGAGGCUGCUCCUAGUCAUCUCGCAGAAUAGAUGGGCCACUGGUCACCUCUGGCUCAGGUGUUCAGGGGGCUGUUCUGAGGGGGCCUCACACUGCUCUCUGGUCUUUGAACCUGCAUCUUACCCUCAACCUGACAGCAGGCAGCUGUCUCCUCUCCACCUGUGGCGGGGAUAGGGCAGUUUGAUACCUUUGCCAGACUGGAGCAAUAACCUCUUUCGGGUGCCUCAGCAUGACAGGUGAGGACUCCAUCAGCACCCUGGGUCUGAUCCUUGGCAUGGGGCUAUCACUGCUGCUUGUGUUCGUCCUGGGCUACAGCCUGGCCAAAUGGUACCAGCAUGGGUACUGCUGGGAUGGACCUAAUUUUGUCUUCAACUUGUAUCAAAUUCGGAACUCGAAGGAGCAGGAGAUGGGUCUACCCUUUACCAUCAGUGGCCACAUCAGCAGUCCAGGCUACCUGAGAUUCUCCAAUAGGUUAGUCUGAUGUGGGGGCAGCAUCCAGCUUUUUGGAGCCCAUGAGAGAAUUUUUUCCUUCAAAUGAAAGUCUCAGUUCAGCUCAGAACUAGAUACAGAAAAAGCCUGCAUUCUUGGAGCCCAGGUGGAAUGACAGGAGGAUUGGGAGUGGUCAGCUUUCUCAAUGGCUGUGCUUUCAAGCAGAAAGCAGACAGGACCCACCUUCAUCUAACAGUAGCUUUCAAACUCUUUUGCCUAUGACCCGAAAUAAGAAACGUGUUAUACAAUAACCUGUAUGUAAGUAGCCCAUAAAUAUGUAACAUAUAUAAAUAACUAAAACCAGUUUCACCAAA
Phyllostomus discolor (pale spear-nosed bat) is the source of this 833-nucleotide messenger RNA. It is a transcript of the gene SMIM35, whose product is annotated as small integral membrane protein 35. The record is from RefSeq and is a predicted model, not a curated record. The transcript is spliced from 5 exons. Lineage: Eukaryota; Metazoa; Chordata; Mammalia; Chiroptera; Phyllostomidae. The coding region runs from base 260 to 511 and encodes 83 amino acids.